Messenger RNA from Lactuca sativa (garden lettuce), 2032 nucleotides. Its product is annotated as auxin transporter-like protein 2. Lineage: Eukaryota; Viridiplantae; Streptophyta; Magnoliopsida; Asterales; Asteraceae. The record is from RefSeq and is a predicted model, not a curated record.
UAUAAAAUAAGUCGUUAGCUUUUGUUCCUCUCUCCAGAAUUAAAAACCUCUGAGAGGGUGUCUGCUCUGCUCCAUCCGGCGCUGCCACUCCUUUUCCACCUCUCUCCCUUGCCGCCUUUGCAGAAAAUUUGGUAAAGGAGCAAACGCAUUCAAGUUUUUAGCGGCCGCUUUUGCAAUUAUUGCUCGACUCCACAAUCACGUCGUACAUACAUAAUUCAUUGCAUAUACAUACAACACUUCCUUUUCUCUCUAUAUAAAACUUCCAUUUCUUUGAAGAAACAACCCAACAUUUAUUUGCAUCUUCCAGGAUCUAGGGACUACGGUAACGCGAUAAUCGAAGAAAUGUUGGGUGAAAAGCAAGCUGAGGAGUCGAUAGUUCCGUCGAAUUACAGCGAGACUGAAAAUGGAGAAAGAGGCGGGAAAGGAGGAGAUGGUGAAUUCGAAGAUCACUCUGUUUUCAGUAUGAAAAAUAUACUAUGGCAUGGAGGCUCUGUUUGGGAUGCUUGGUUUAGUUGUUCGUCAAAUCAAGUGGCACAAGUGCUAUUAACCCUUCCAUAUUCGUUUUCUCAAUUGGGAAUGGUAUCAGGGAUUGUUCUUCAAAUCUUCUAUGGUCUUCUAGGAAGCUGGACUGCGUACCUUAUCAGUGUCCUUUACGUUGAAUACAGAGCUAGAAAAGAGAAGGAAAAUGUUAACUUCAAAAACCAUGUUAUUCAGUGGUUUGAAGUUCUUGAUGGAUUGCUUGGGCCUUAUUGGAAAGCAAUAGGUCUAGCUUUCAACUGCACUUUUCUUCUCUUUGGCUCUGUAAUACAACUUAUAGCUUGUGCAAGCAACAUAUACUACAUAAAUGAUCAUCUGGACAAGAGGACAUGGACAUAUAUUUUUGGAGCUUGCUGUGCAACCACUGUCUUCAUUCCUUCAUUCCAUAACUACAGAAUCUGGUCAUUUCUGGGCCUUGGAAUGACCACUUACACUGCGUGGUAUAUGGCGAUUGCAGCUUUAAUCCAUGGCCAGGUUGAUGGCGUUGAACAUUCUGCUCCACAGAAGCUUGUGUUGUAUUUCACCGGCGCCACCAAUAUUCUGUACACCUUCGGCGGACAUGCUGUCACUGUUGAAAUUAUGCACGCGAUGUGGAAACCCCAAAAGUUCAAGUAUAUUUACCUUCUUGCCACUCUCUAUGUUUUCACACUAACCCUUCCAUCAUCCGCCGCCGUCUACUGGGCCUUCGGCGACGAGCUUCUCAACCACUCCAACGCCUUCUCCCUUCUUCCCAAAACCCGGUGGCGUGAUGCUGCCGUCAUUCUCAUGCUCAUUCAUCAGUUUAUUACAUUUGGAUUCGCAUGUACGCCGUUGUAUUUUGUGUGGGAGAAGGUAAUAGGGAUGCAUGAUACAAAGAGCAUAUGUUUACGGGCAGUAGCGAGGCUGCCCGUAGUUAUACCCAUAUGGUUUUUAGCUAUCAUUUUUCCUUUCUUUGGACCCAUCAAUUCAGCAGUUGGGGCACUUUUGGUCAGCUUCACGGUCUACAUCAUCCCUGCCCUUGCCCAUAUGCUCACCUACAGAAAAGCAUCUGCCCGACAGAAUGCGGCUGAGAAGCCUCCGGGUUUCCUACCAAGCUGGACCGCAAUGUAUGUGAUCAAUGCCUUUGUGGUCGUAUGGGUUUUAGUGGUUGGGUUUGGAUUCGGUGGAUGGGCGAGCAUGACAAACUUUGUACGCCAGGUUGACACAUUCGGUCUGUUUGCUAAGUGUUAUCAGUGUAAACCUGCAGUGCCGCCUCCACCAAAACAUUGACUCGAUAAUCAUGAGUCAACUCGGAAGUAAACGAGCUUUUUUUUUUUUUUUUUUUUUUUAAUUAAUAUUUUUGUAUUAUAGAUGGGGAGCACAAAUUAUUUUCCCCUACAUGUGAUGUGUCGUGGAUUGUUUACUAUUUUUUUUUGUUUGUUUUCUUUUUAAUUUAAGAAGUAGAUUAAAAAUAUUUGUGAUGAUUGAGGAUUCCAAGUGUUCGCUUAAUUUAAAUUCAUGUUGCUUAGUUUUGUUA